Messenger RNA from Gastrolobium bilobum, 1797 nucleotides. Its product is annotated as aspartic proteinase PCS1-like. The transcript has a single exon. The record is from RefSeq and is a predicted model, not a curated record. Bases 30 to 1364 code for a protein of 444 amino acids. Gene Ontology annotation, biological process: proteolysis. Gene Ontology annotation, molecular function: aspartic-type endopeptidase activity. NCBI's taxonomy places the organism in Eukaryota, Viridiplantae, Streptophyta, Magnoliopsida, Fabales, Fabaceae.
AAAACCAUCUUUCUCUCUGUGUUUUCUCAAUGGCUCUUUCUUCCUCUGUUUCACUCUGCAUGCUUCUCUUCUCAUUCUUUUUCUUCACUUGCUUCUCUGCAAAACUUCUUAACCAUAAAAACGACUCAUUCUCUUUCCCUCUUACAUCGCUUCCACUUUCCACAACAAAACCUCUUUCAUCAAACUCAAAGAACAACCACCCACAACUAAGAACCCUUUAUUCUUCUUCUUCUUCUUCUUCCUACAACAUAAAAUCAUCGUUCAAGUAUUCAAUGGCUCUGGUGGUGACUCUCCCAAUUGGGACUCCUCCGCAGCUUCAGCAAAUGGUGUUGGACACGGGAAGCCAACUCUCAUGGAUUCAGUGUCACAACAAGACACCCAAAAGGCCUCCCCCUGCGGCGUCGUUUGAUCCUUCUCUCUCCUCUUCUUUCUAUGUCAUCCCCUGCACCCACCCUCUUUGCAAGCCUCGCGUUCCCGAUUUUACCCUUCCCACAACCUGCGACCAGAACCGCCUCUGCCACUACUCCUACUUCUACGCCGACGGUACCUACGCCGAGGGCAAUUUAGUCCGAGAAAAACUCGCCUUCUCUCCUUCCCAAACUACCCCUCCCCUCAUCCUCGGUUGCGCCACGCAAUCCAGCGACGCCAGGGGCAUUUUGGGAAUGAACCUCGGUCGCUUGUCCUUCCCUUCCCAAGCCAAAAUCACAAAAUUCUCGUACUGUGUCCCCACCCGACAAACCCGACCCGGAUACCUCCCGACAGGAUCGUUCUACCUCGGAAACAACCCGAAUUCGGCCCGGUUCCGUUACGUUAGCAUGUUGACCUUCCCUCAGAGUCAACGCAUGCCGAACCUGGACCCCUUGGCCUACACGGUCCCAAUGCAGGGGAUAAGUAUCGGUGGCAAGAAGCUGAACAUCCCACCCUCUGUUUUCCGACCCAACGCUGGCGGGUCGGGUCAGACCAUGAUUGACUCCGGAUCCGAAUUCACGUUCCUGGUGGACGAGGCUUAUGAUAGGGUGCGGGAAGAGGUAAUCAGAGUGGUGGGGCCCAGGAUAAAGAAGGGGUACGUGUACGGUGGGGUUGCUGACAUGUGCUUUGAUGGUAAUGCAAUGGAGAUCGGACGGUUGUUAGGGGACAUGGUGUUCGAGUUCGAGAAAGGCGUGGAGAUAGUGAUUCGGAAAGAGAGAGUGUUAGCUGACGUGGGUGGUGGGGUCCACUGCGUGGGAAUAGGAAGGUCAGAAAGAUUGGGUGCGCCCAGUAACAUUAUUGGCAACUUCCAUCAGCAGAAUGUUUGGGUUGAAUUUGAUCUGGCCAAUCAUAGGGUGGGCUUCGGUGAGGCCGAUUGUAGCAGAUCAACUAAGUAGUAGAGUGGUGGAGGAGCUGAUAUUAUGGGUGCUGGUGCACGUAACUAUCAUGAGUAGGCAGAAGUCGUUUAUUAGCUACAUAUAUAAAAGUGUCACACUGUUACUGUGCAAAGGAAAUAUACUAAUGAAUGAUCUUGGAUGGACUGCGAGUGACGAAGAAAAGAAAGAGGUCUUUCGUGUGGUCUAUGUCUAUCGUUUUAGACAAAUGCAAGAUGUGGGGCUUCGCUUGAUCUUUCAAAAGGACGAUGCUUCUAUAAGGUCAUCAUAAUUAAAUCAUGUACAUUAUUAUGAAUGAGACUGAUGUAUAUAUAUAUCAGGAAUAGAGGAGAAUAUCAACCAAUAAUAUCAUGAGUGUAUAAUUUAAGAUAAGCUUGAAAUGAGACACGUAAUGAGCUGUAAUAUUGUCCUCUUAUUUGAAAAUCCACUCUUUUAA